CUGCUGGGUGACAGAGUGCCAAAUUUAGCCAAACUAUAUACCAGUUUCUGGCCCUAUUUUGUACUCUAUUCGUAGAAAAUAGCCCAAAUACUUUUUGAGGCCAGUAUAUCUAGUCUACAAACACUCAAGAGAGACGAUUUACCUUAGCUGGAUAACGGUGUUGUUCUUAUAGUUCACCCUGCAUGAGAGCGCAGUUGUGAGUCUGGGAAACACCCUCGGUGACGGAGUCGAGCUCUGUGUGGAGGGAGGAGAGAGAGAGAGAAAGAGGGACACAGAUGGAGAUGGAGGUGGAUGUGAUAAGAAUGCUUAUAAGCUGAGACAAUAUGUGAAAACAUCUGAAUUUUUUUUUCUUGUUUAACGACAGUUUAAAAUCUUUUCGUUGUUCCGUUACAUUACUAAAGAUCCGAAAGAGGGCAAAUAUCGGUAAGUGAAAGAUGACCGUGUGUCUUUAUUGAAGCGGUAGGAUGCUAAGGCGACAGACGUAUGGCUGAAUUUAAGCAAGCUAGCCCGCCGUAUGUUGAAAAGAAAGGCCAAUAUAGGUGGUGUGAAUGAAAGAAGAGGGCUUCUCUCUUGGGUGGACAUGUUUUGAGAGGUGUGGUGGAGGGAUGAAGGCGGUGUUGGUAUCGAGACGGCAGCGGCUCUUCUAUCGGCUCUUCAUAUGUGCUGUCGGGCUCAUCGCCAUCACCUGCUUCGCUCAAAUUCUUCAUGUAACAGCCCAUUCCAAAGAGGAUUCAGACCUGACCUGGGCCCGGCGUAGACUAGCCCAGCAAAUCAUCGAGGAGAACCAGACAUCAAACACACCCAGAGCUGCUAUCCAUGAAUUUCCAGAGGACAUUUUCACUAAGGGACAGAGGAGGCAUGGGGCAGUUCUACUGCAUGUGUUUUGUGCAGUUUACAUGUUCUAUGCCCUUGCUAUUGUCUGCGAUGUCUACUUUGUCCCCUCUCUGGAAAAAAUCUGUGAGAAUCUGCACCUCAGUGAGGAUGUUGCAGGUGCCACCUUCAUGGCAGCAGGCAGCUCCGCACCCGAGCUUUUCACAUCUUUGAUUGGUGUGUUCAUCACCAAGGGAGACCUGGGGGUGGGAACUAUUGUGGGAUCAGCUGUCUUCAACAUCCUGGUCAUCAUCGGAGUUUGUGGAAUAUUUUCUGGGCAGACCAUCACUCUGACCUGGUGGCCGCUCUUCCGUGACUCUAUCUUCUACAUCCUCUCUGUGUUGGCCUUGAUUCUGGUCAUAUAUGAUGAAAAAGUAAUCUGGUGGGAGACUAUAAUCCUUAUAUCCAUGUAUGGAGUUUAUAUCCUUAUCAUGAAGUUUAACAGUCAGAUUUGGGGCUGGGUGGAGCAGAGGUUUGGUAUCCCAGGUCAGCCGUGUUUGGUGAGCAGUCUGCGCAGAGAUGUGUCGGUAGGAGAGGCAAGCCCCCACUGUGACACCUCCAUGAUCCUCUUGAAGAAAGGUCAGAAUGCGGGUGGCCAGGACUCCCCGGUGGUGAUGGUGGAUGAGUUGAUGAGUCUACACCCUCACCAGUUCUCUUUUUUAGAGGCAAGCCUCCGUGUCAUGAUCACGCCCCACUUCUCCCCCCGCACUCGCCUCAGCAUGGCCGGACGCAUGCUCAUCACUGAGAGGCAGAGACUGAUUAGAAACAGGAGCCCUGGAGACAGCAGUGGCAGUGGAGCAGGGGACACUGCCGGCCAAGAUGGUCCAGGCAUGGAGGGGGUUCCCUGGGGUCUGGAGAAUGGAGGGGCCCUUGAGAGUGAAACUCAACCCCUGGAGGAACCCAGACAGAGGGGCCAAGGACAGGAGUUAGAACGAGUAACAGAUAUAGAGGAUGCGCAGCCUAAAGAAGAGGAGGAAGAGGAAGAAGAAGAGGCAGAUGAAGAACAACCCUUCAGACCUCUUACUGUGCCAGAGGGGUGCUGGGAGCAAGUGAAGUGGGCAUUUUCAUGGCCCUUAGGCUGCCUGCUGUACUACACUGUCCCCAACUGUGUUUUGCCGCGCUGGGAGCGCUGGUUCAUGGUUACCUUUGUGGCCUCAACACUCUGGAUUGCCGUGUUCUCCUACCUCAUGGUGUGGAUGGUCACCAUUAUCAGUUUUACACUGGACAUUCCAGAUGUUAUCAUGGGUAUUACGUUUCUAGCAGCAGGCACCAGUGUCCCAGAUUGCAUGGCUAGUCUCAUAGUUGCCCGUCAAGGUAUGGGAGAUAUGGCGGUGUCCAACUCUAUCGGCAGCAACAUUUUUGACAUUCUGCUGGGUCUUGGUUUCCCAUGGGCUUUACGCACUCUAGUAGUUGAUUAUGGGUCAAUGGUCUUCAUUAACAGUAAGGGGCUGGUGUACUCAGUGAUUCUCCUUCUUGCUUCUGUUUUUCUUACUGUACUAAGCGUGCACCUGAACCACUGGAGGCUGGACCGGAGGUUAGGCCUUGGGCUUAUGUUCCUGUAUGCCAUCUUCCUGCUCUGCUCCAUCUGCUUUGAGAAACUCUAGAUCACACUGUUCAUGUUUUGCUUAGCUGUAGGGUCGAUCUAGUCAUAGAUAACCAUAUUUUAGCCCCAGUCAUGCCUUAUUAGUAGCAGUUAUUUCAGCCAUGGUUUGAACCGUGACUUUGCUCUGGUAGGUUAAGAACAGGCCAGUUCUACACACUGCUUUAAGCCAGUCGCUCGCUAGACAGUGCUGCCAAACUCAAGGAGACUGUACUGCAUACUGUACCUCUGAAACAUUUCUACUUAACAUACAGAGAACAAAAACCAGUUUCAAUUGCAAGAUGUGAAGAAUUUAUAUAAAGCGGUGUUAAAUGUUUACAGCACACAGAACACUUCCUCUAGCUUCGCCUUUUGCAUAUUUCUAUUCUAAUCACAAUCAACCAUGAAACGAAGAACAAAUUUGACAUUGCAAAAGUGUUACUACUAAAAAGAGUCCUAUUAACUCUUGUAACCAAGAUACACUCAAUUUAUUGCAUUAUUUUGCCUUAUUUAUUUUUGACGUUAGUUCUGUAAAAAUGUGGUUUAGGAUUUAAGGAUUUUCCUGUUUCAGUAUAUUUAAGAGCAGUCUGUCUUUUUUUGUGUUGUUCCUUAAAGGGUUAGUUCACCCAAAAAUGAAAAUUCUGUCAUUUAUUACUCACCCUCAUGUCGUUCCACACCCGUAAGACCUUUGUUCAUCUUCGGAACACAAAUGAAGAUAUUUUUGAUAAAACCCGAUGGCUCAGUGAGGCCUGCAAUAACACUCCCUUUUUCAAUGCCCAAAAAGCUACUAAAAACAUGUUUAAAACAGUUCAUGUGACUACAGUGGUUCAACCUUAAUAUAAAUCGACGAGAAUACUUUUUGUGCACCAAAAAUAACAAAAUAGCAACUUUAUUCCACAAUAUCUAGUAAUGGGCGAUUUCAAAACACUGCUUCAUGAAGCUUUACAAAUCAUUUGUUUCGAAUCAGUGGUUCAGAGCGCCAAAAUCACAUGAUUUCAGUAAACGAGGCUGUGUUUUGAAACUUCAAUAGUUCACGUGACUCUGGCAGUUUGAUACACGCUCCGAACCACUGAUUCAAAACAAAAGAUUCGUAAAGCUUCGAAGCUUCAUGAAGCAGUGUUUUGAAAUCGCCGAUCACUAGAUAUUGUUGAAUAAAAUCGCUAUUUUGUUAUUUUUGGCACAAAAAAUGAACUGUUUUAAAUAUGUUUUUAGUAGCUUUCUGGGCAUUGAAAAUAGGAGUGUUAUUGCUGGCGAUGCAGGCCUCACUGAGCCAUCGGAUUUUAUCAAAAAUAUCUUAAUUUGUGUUCCGAAGAUGAACGAAGGUCUUAUGGGUGUGGAACGACAUGAGGGUGAGUAAUAAAUGACAGAAUUAUCAUUUUUGGGUGAACUAACCCUUUAAAAAAGAGAAUAUUCUGGUAUUUUGGAAGGCAGUUGUUUUAGUAUUACUGAUUAACCAAAAACACCCCCUGUCUUUGGUAAGUGUUUACGUACCAAACAUGCUUAGUUUUAUAUAAAGUGUCACUUAGAGGUGUCCUGCACAUUUUGAUAUGUUGUAAUGAAAUAGUUACUGUUGUGCCCCACUGCAACACUAUGAACUAUGAACAUGAGAAAGUAACAAUCAAUUAAAUCUUUAACAAUGUGUAACCAUUAUUCAUAAAUAACUGCUUUAUACACAGGCCUUUAUAAUUUAAUGAAUAUAUUUUCACACUAUGUAUGAAUGACACCUCAUCAAACAACAGACCUUAAUUGGUCUUUGCACCAAAUGAAAAUGUUUGGAAUUCAAUAUAUUUAUAACUUAUAAUAAUAGUAUAAUAUAAUGUUAUAAACAAUAGAAUCUCUUUUUUUUAUGAUCCUACAUUGCAUACUGUCUACAGGACAGAUAAUGAAUUAUAAUAUAUAUUAAUAACCAAAGGCUCCCUCUGUUUAAGCUGAAAAUAAUUUGGUUAAUUCUGGUACAGCAGUGUUUUAAUUGUUAACUUUAAAGUUAUUUUCAACAUUUGACAUUUUAUCCUGAUUAAACGUGCUUAUGAUUCAGUUCUGUUGUAUAUUUAAUUCUUAAAGACAUGUAUUGCUUAAAAAGUCCCGCACCAAUCGUCAAAAUUUUCUUGCUUGUGGUUUGCAGUACUAAUGAGCAAAAUUGUAAUUUAUUUAAUUUCUCUUCUGAAAUGUCCAGAAGAUUUUCAUCUUACCACUCACACUAAAAAGUAUGUGACCGGGUAAACAUCUUAUUAUUAUGCCACAGUUUAAGGUCCAGUUGAACAUCUUCCCUGUUUAUUUUCAUUUUAAAAGUCACAUAAUGCGGACAUGGCUCAUUAUUACUAUCUCACCAUUUGUUACAGUCCUGUCUAUAUUCUUAAAGAUAUUUGUAUGUUGUUGAGUGCAAUAAAACAAGGUCUGUGCAAUACCCAA
This is a messenger RNA of Ctenopharyngodon idella (grass carp), 4858 nucleotides long. It is a transcript of the gene slc24a6a, whose product is annotated as solute carrier family 24 member 6a. The record is from RefSeq and is a predicted model, not a curated record. The coding region runs from base 549 to 2474 and encodes 641 amino acids. Gene Ontology annotation, biological process: intracellular calcium ion homeostasis; calcium ion transmembrane transport. Gene Ontology annotation, cellular component: membrane. The transcript is spliced from 17 exons. Gene Ontology annotation, molecular function: calcium channel activity; calcium, potassium:sodium antiporter activity. Lineage: Eukaryota; Metazoa; Chordata; Actinopteri; Cypriniformes; Xenocyprididae.